CGCCGCCUUCUCUGCCCGCGCGGCGCCUUGGCCGUCCAGCCUGUGACUUCACCAGCGUGCCCCGGCCAGCGGGGCACCCGAGAGCGGGGGGCGCCGCCCGCGCCCCCAGCCGGCAGGUGCCGGGAGCCAGCCUCGCCUAGCCGCGGGGCGUCCGCAGGCCCGAAGGGGUUAAGGCCGCGGGCCCGGGCGCCCGUCCCGGCUCCGGGAGCGGCGGUGCCCGGCGGCCGGCGAUCUGGCGGGAGGCGCGGGGCACGGCCGCGGGCGGGCUGCGCUUCCUCCUCCGCCUCCCUCCGCCUCCUCCUUUGUAGCGAGUUCCCGGCCCCUCUUCCUCCCCCCGCCCCCCAGCCCGGGCCCUCUCCCUCUCUCCCUUUCUUCCUGCCUCGCCUUCCUGCGGCGAAGGAGGCUCAUCUAUUAUAAAUGCACAUUCGGGGCUGACAUCAGCGACGAGCGGCGGGCGAGCGCCGACGAGCGGUCCCAGCGCGCUGCCCGCCCGGAGCGCAGCCCCCAGGCUCGGCCGAGCCGCCGGCGGGGCGCGGGGAGCGCGCCGGGAGCUGCCUGACCCCUUUCCCGCCGCCGCCCCGGGCCGCCGCCGCCCCCGCACGCCGCGCUCGCGCCCCCGCUCCGCCGCGGAGUUUCUGCAUGACUGUCACAAAGAUGUCCUGGCGUCCACAAUACCGUAGCUCCAAGUUCCGGAACGUCUACGGGAAGGUGGCCAACCGGGAGCACUGCUUCGAUGGGAUCCCCAUCACCAAGAAUGUGCACGACAACCACUUCUGUGCCGUCAACGCCCGCUUCUUGGCCAUCGUCACCGAGAGUGCAGGGGGCGGCUCCUUUCUCGUCAUCCCCCUGGAGCAGACAGGCAGGAUUGAGCCCAACUACCCCAAGGUCUGCGGCCACCAGGGCAAUGUGCUGGACAUCAAAUGGAAUCCCUUCAUCGACAACAUCAUUGCCUCAUGCUCGGAGGACACGUCGGUGCGGAUCUGGGAGAUCCCUGAGGGUGGUCUGAAGCGGAACAUGACGGAGGCACUCCUAGAGCUGCAUGGGCACAGCCGGCGUGUGGGGCUGGUCGAGUGGCACCCCACCACCAACAACAUCCUAUUCAGCGCUGGCUAUGACUACAAGGUCCUCAUCUGGAACCUGGAUGUGGGCGAGCCAGUGAAGAUGAUCGACUGCCACACGGACGUGAUCCUCUGCAUAUCCUUCAACACGGACGGCAGCCUGCUCACCACCACGUGCAAGGACAAGAAGCUGCGUGUGAUCGAGCCCCGCUCUGGCCGCGUUCUGCAGGAGGCCAACUGCAAAAACCACAGAGUGAACCGGGUGGUGUUCCUGGGAAACAUGAAGCGGCUCCUCACGACAGGGGUCUCCAGGUGGAACACGAGACAGAUUGCCCUCUGGGACCAGGAAGACCUGUCCAUGCCCCUGAUCGAAGAGGAAAUUGAUGGACUCUCUGGCCUCCUGUUCCCCUUCUAUGAUGCUGACACUCACAUGCUCUACUUGGCUGGAAAGGGCGAUGGAAACAUCCGGUACUACGAGAUCAGCACUGAGAAGCCCUACCUGAGUUACCUCAUGGAGUUCCGCUCCCCAGCCCCGCAGAAAGGCCUAGGGGUCAUGCCCAAGCACGGGCUGGAUGUGUCAGCCUGCGAGGUGUUCCGCUUCUACAAGCUGGUGACUCUCAAGGGCCUGAUUGAGCCUAUCUCCAUGAUUGUGCCCCGGAGGUCAGAUUCCUACCAGGAAGACAUUUACCCCAUGACACCAGGCACGGAGCCAGCACUGACCCCGGAUGAAUGGCUGGGAGGCAUCAACCGAGAUCCCGUGCUGAUGUCUUUGAAAGAAGGCUACAAGAAGUCCUCAAAAAUGGUAUUUAAGGCUCCCAUCAAAGAAAAGAAGAGUGUUGUGGUCAACGGAAUAGAUUUAUUAGAAAAUGUCCCACCCCGGACAGAGAACGAGCUCCUUCGAAUGUUCUUCCGGCAGCAGGAUGAGAUUCGACGGUUGAAAGAGGAGCUGGCCCAGAAGGACAUCCGCAUUCGGCAGCUCCAGCUGGAACUGAAAAACUUGCGCAACAGCCCCAAGAACUGUUAGCUCCCCAGCUGGGCUGUUUUCUAAGCCGAUCUCUCCGUCGUUUCUACUCGUCCCUUAACUUCUCCCUUAUCCAGUGACCCCAGAGACAGAGCCAGGACGGGAGCGGGGGCCAGCCUGAGGACCCCCGCCUACCACCUCCAGAACUGGAAGCCAACCUCUGACCUCCUGACCUCAUGCUAAUAAAAGUCCCCAGCUUCUCCUGGAGACCCCCCACCGGCAGCGCCUUUCCCUGCCACCCCAGGAGCCAGGCUUCCCCUCAGCUGGGUGAAGACUACAGACUCCCUGGGGUUGGGGGGGGGCUCCAUCUCAGUGGACCAGGAAGCAAAGGGGGAAGCAGGAUACCAGCUAGACUGAGCACUUGGACUGUCGCCCUGCGAAGGAGGCUGCCAGGACAUCUCAGCACUCCCACCUGGAGCUCGCAGCUUCACCGAAGGUACCGCAGCGUAAGUGCUGGACUGCGGGCUGCAGGGAUCCCCCUUUGGUCCCACUCCCUCUUCCCUCAGCAGCCCCGGAAGCCUGCCUCACCCGACGAGGGCAGCGAGCCGCCCAGCUCCGUUCUGUCUCUUCCCCUCCCGCCCUCUUGUCUUCAGGGAAUUCAGAGGAUUGCUCUCCAAGGCCAUAAUAACCCCUUGCCUUCCCCAUGAUUCUCUUCCAAGCUCUUGCGCACCCUUUUCCCAUUCAAUUUGUGAGCCAGGCAGGGUAGGGAUUAGUGUCCCCGUCUGACAAAUGACAGAACUGAGGGUUGCAAUGGGGAAGUGACUUCUAAAGUCACCCAGCAGGUCAACAGUGGACCCACGGCCAGGACCCUGGGUGUCCAGACCCCAAGGCCAGGGCCUUUCCCGCUGCAUCAAGAUGCCAAUCCCAUGGUGGGCUUCACCAGUGCCCAGGUCUCUCUGGAGAAUGAGAACUGGAAGCCACUGCUACCGUCUACCCAGCACCAGUAGUGCCGAUGUGCCACACUGCCCGGUUGAGGACCCUCACGCUCUGUGCCCCUAGGUCCUUCAGGUUCCCACCCUCGGCUGUCACCACCACCCUCCCCAGGGCACUCCAUCUGAGAUGAAGCCUCGUCUUCCUGGCAGCUGAGGCUGAGAAGGGUAGAGCUUGGCCCUGGGGAAGGCAGACCAGGGUCUGAUGGCUUCUGGGGCUGCACUACGUGUCUCUCCGCACCGCUAUCUCAGCCACUUUCAGCCUUAUGCACGUAGAAUGACCACAGCCUCUCGCAUCCGUAUAGCACUUUAAAGUUUCUGCAGUCCUUUGACACAUACGAUCUCACUGAGCCUCACAUCUACACCCUUCUUCAGAUGAGGGGACCGAGAGGAGUGGCCCAAGGCCACACACCUCCGAGAUGCCACAUUUCAUUUGAUCUUGUACACAUUUUCUCUUCUUCCUUCUUUUUUCCUCCUUUCAUUUCCCACUGCCCACAAAGAGUUUGUAAACACUGUUCUCAGCAGAUUCUCAGUUUGGGGUGAGAUCUGGAAAUCAAGAAAUGGGUGUCCACUCUUCUCUUUCAUUAGCUAGGAUCUACUAGACGCAUUAUACUCCACACCUGCUUUUCCUGUGGCUGCCCUAUGGACUAUCCCAUCCACAGAGGCCAGGGCUACCCAAGCCCCUCCAGGUGAGCUGGGCCGCCCCUCUAAGAACCUCCUUCCCCCCAGCCAGCUACAGUAGGGCCUCCUCACCCCAUACCCCGCAGCUAGACAGUGUCAGCACUCAUCUCCUCCUCCCAACAUUUCUGGAGCUUUUUUUUUUUCUUCCCCAUUGACCUUUGUGGUCUUCUGUGAUUAUUUAUGCUGCCUCCCAAGAAUAGAAUUGAAAUAAAAUGUUUUCAACUUAUCAAA
Molecule: messenger RNA, 3920 nt
Organism: Saimiri boliviensis boliviensis (Bolivian squirrel monkey)
Lineage: Eukaryota; Metazoa; Chordata; Mammalia; Primates; Cebidae
Gene: CORO2B
Product: coronin 2B
Molecular function (GO): actin filament binding
Source: RefSeq, a predicted model, not a curated record